ACCCCAUACGUCGCAUUGAUUACGUCACCAAAACGAGCUCUUGCGCACUAGUUUAGCGCGGAUUUUAAAACAGCAGCCUCCUGUUUACACCGUUUUUAUGUCGAUGUGGGUGAAGUACUUUGAUGCGGGGAAAUGGUUGUUUUUUAACUGCGGUAGGGUUUCUGUUAUGAAGAUAAUGACGUCAUCAAAGAGCUCCAAACUGUUUGUGAGGUUAGCUUUCGGUUACCUCAGUUAACGGAGCGUCCCUGACUCUGAACUGUUUGCUCCAAAAUAAGUGUUCUGUAUUUUAGCAGUGCAAAGUACUAAUUAUAAACAAAUUUGUGAUACUUCGUCAGUUGGGAUGAGUAGCCUUUCUUUUUAGUGAAACACAUCGAGGUAAACGAGCUAACAUGAGCUAACGGUUAUUAAGCUAACUGUCAGGGAUGGAGAGCGCCUCUUCUUCGUUGGUAGCUCAGGACUCUUUCCUUCAGAGGACGUUGGGGCGAUUAUCUUCCACUCAGAGCCUGAAACUCUCCGCUGAGGAAGCGGAUCCCGUUGCUAUCGUGGCCCUUCGGCGGUAUCUGUCCGAACCCACCGACGGUCAGAACCAGGAGCAGCAGUUGGACAGCUACGAUGUGACGAUCACUGACCGAGUCUGGAGAGCCAAAUGCUUCCUCCAUCCCAGUUUGAACCAGUUGGUGAACAGAAACGCCCUGAGGACUGGGAGUGACAUCAGCAUCAGGCAGUGCUCCUUUGUUUACAAUGAGAGGAGAUUGGGUCAUGGAUUUAUUUGUGUGGAGAAGGUGGAAUGCAUCGCAGAACCGUCCGCGGUUCUGCCCCGCAUCUCAGACGUCAGCUCGCUCCCCCUGCUGGUCAAACAGGGUAUGGAGCGGAGCGCGGACCUGCAGGGGGACACGCCCCUCCAGGUGAGCCGGAAACACUACCUGCCCCUCUGGAACAACGACGAUCCGGAGGGGGACAUGUGGAGCCCGGCUCAGGCUGCGGCAGAACCGGUGCUGGACGUGUCCAAGGUGGCUCUUCUUAGCACUCUGGAGUCGUCCUUCAGAGGCUCUUGGAAACCUCUUCCUAUCCUGGUGAAGAUAAUCCACAAAUCCAGGCUGAGGUAUUAUGGGAAGUUUGGGCAGAGGAUUGAUUACCCCUACCAGGCUUACUUCGAAGUGGCCGAUCAGAGCGGCUGCAUGUCUCUGGUGCUGUGGAACGAGCUCUGUCUGGAGUUCUACCAGAGGAUGACGGUGGGCUCCGUGCUCUACCUGCAGAACUACAGCCUGAAGCAGAGCUAUUCCAACAGGUCCCGCCCCCAGAUGGACCACCACAGGCUGAGAAACUUCUCCUCCGUGGAAAUCUGUCUGAACCUUCGUAACCCCGCGGCCGUCAUCACCGUGGUCUCCCAGAAGGCCGUCCCACCGCAGUGGGGGCUGCCGGAGGCGGCCUACAGGUUCACCAGCAGGUCAGAACUGGACAGGCUCCCUGCUGGUGCUGCUUGUGAUGUCAUCGGUUUGGUCACGUUCGUUGGUCGCGUUGAAAGAGUCAGAAGUAAAGGAAACAAAGGUCCAGAACGGUUCUGGACGUACCGCUGGGUCCACGCUGUGGACGGAACAUCCAAUCAGCCUUUCAUCCUGGAGCUCUUUUCCUCAUCCCAACCUGAAAUCUUCAACCAGAUCUGUCCAAUGACCUACCUGGUGUGCACCCAGGUGAGGCUCUGUCAGGUGGAGGACUCCCCGCCGUACCUCACCAGCAGCUGUGAGACAGAGAUCUUCAUCACAGGGUACCACAAAGGACGGCCAUACCUGAGCGACCCCAGAGUGAAGAGCUUCAUUCAGUGGACCAAAACCCUGAAGGACAACAUGAUCCUCCAGAAAAGCGCCGUCGGGGGCCACUACUGCUACCCACCCCCCCCUCAGAGAUUCGUCCAAUCAGCAGCGGACUCUCCAGGACAAAUUCCUUUGAUUGCUGCGUCUGACCUGAAGAGGGAGCUAGAGAGCCUGCAGUACAGGGAGCAUAAGACGGUGGCCCUUCAGGGCCAGAUCGCAGCAGUCCACCACCUAGAGACGACCUGCCGGGCCCCACCGGUACCAGACUUUAGUCCCACCGCCUGUUUUAUCUCCACUGACAAACGGAGACAUGAAAGCUUCUGGUUUGUCCAGGUUCCUGAUGACCCGCCAGCGUCCCCCUCCACCGACCGGCGGCGGGCCGACCCGAAGAAAAGGAGGAUUCAGUUCAGCUUUGGUUUUUAUUCCUGUUUAAUGUUUGUGAGCCAAGUUCUGACCAACAAUCCUAAACAUCUUUCCGGUUCUGCUCGUCUGUCUCUGCUCGCCAGGCCGGAGCACCAAACCCCACCAGGAGAGAGGGAGGAGGAGGAGGAGGAGGAGGCUCGGGAACCAGCCCCCCUCUCCUGGGAGAGCAGCAGGUGGUCAGAGCAGCGAAGGCGACUUUCUGAGCAUCUGAGUGAAGGCGGCGCCCACAAGAGCAGCGCCUCCCGCAGGUUCUCCUCCGACCAGAAGGACGGCCUCCUGCAGUGGUGCAACCUGCAGCCGAGCCGCUGGAGUCCAGAGGCCGCCGCCCCCCUGCCCCCCCAGCCCUGCCCGGGUCACCUCCAGCUCACCAUACUGGGGAUCAACCAGCAGAUCGCCAUAGACGCAGCGUUCCUCCCUGUGGUCUGCUCAGACGAUCCGCGGGCCGUCGGCCUAUGCCAGGAUCCCCAUGACAACUCCCUGCUGUCCUUCCUGUCGACGGGUCUCCUCUGCCCCCUCGGCGGUGCAACCAGGGGCCGAGGAUUAACACUCCGUGAGUCAGAGGAGAUUCUGGCCACGGCCCUGGAGCUGGAGGACAAACACGUGGUGUGCGUUCUGGACCUGUGCCGGCUGGACGCCGAUGAAGUGGAGGUCCUGGUCAACAAGGUGUACAGGGUGACGGACGCCACAGCGGACUAGGUGGACGCUCCUUCUGAUAAACAUUAAUCAUCCACAGAUUCCUGACAUUUAAUUUAAUGAUUGAAGCUCUGGGAUAUUCAGAAGGUUCCGGUUUAUUGUCAGGCGGAGGAACCAGGUGACAAUAAAGAGACAGAAACCCUCUCUGACUGCAGGGAGGCUGCUUCUGUU
Messenger RNA from Cyprinodon tularosa, 3098 nucleotides. RefSeq names its product RPA1 related single stranded DNA binding protein (gene radx). Gene Ontology annotation, biological process: regulation of DNA repair. The coding region runs from base 423 to 2930 and encodes 835 amino acids. The record is from RefSeq and is a predicted model, not a curated record. Gene Ontology annotation, cellular component: replication fork. Gene Ontology annotation, molecular function: single-stranded DNA binding. The transcript is spliced from 13 exons. Lineage: Eukaryota; Metazoa; Chordata; Actinopteri; Cyprinodontiformes; Cyprinodontidae.